Molecule: messenger RNA, 2480 nt
Organism: Salvia miltiorrhiza (redroot sage)
Lineage: Eukaryota; Viridiplantae; Streptophyta; Magnoliopsida; Lamiales; Lamiaceae
Product: ubiquitin carboxyl-terminal hydrolase 10-like
Biological process (GO): protein deubiquitination
Molecular function (GO): cysteine-type deubiquitinase activity
Source: RefSeq, a predicted model, not a curated record
GUGCGGUAUGGAAAUUCUGAGAGCUGCUUUGACUCAAUUGCUGCUUUACUACACCAGGCUUUCAGAUUGCAUGAAGAAAAUUGCUGGUGGGUCUGCAUUGAACAAGGAUUUGGUUUCCAUAUCUUCAAUAAUGUACUUCUUGAGGUGCCAAGUGAUGGUUUUGGCAUGGAUUCAACUGGGAAUGGCUUAGCAUUGGUUCCAGUGGAACCUUCAAGGUCAAUCUUUUCAAUUGCUGGUGGUCCAACUAUGUGUAAUGGGAAUUCAAUUGGUUAUAACCCCAUUUACCAGCGAAGUACAUCUACUUCUACAUAUGGAGAUAUGGAAGAUGGAUUUGAGGGUUUGAAGCCUGCAACAAGAGGAGAUAGGGGUGGCUUGGCUGGAUUGCAGAAUUUGGGGAACACUUGCUUCAUGAACAGUUCGCUUCAGUGUUUAGUUCAUACACCACCCCUUGCUGAUUACUUCCUGCAAGAUUAUAGCGAUGAAAUCAACAGACAGAACCCCCUGAGAAUGCAUGGAGAGCUCACUCUUGCAUUUGGUGAAUUAUUGAGGAAACUCUGGUCACCUGGUCGAGCUCCUGUUGCCCCUCGUGCAUUUAAGGGGAAACUUGCACGUUUUGCUCCACAGUUCAGUGGCUAUAACCAGCAUGAUUCGCAGGAGCUGCUUGCCUUUCUGCUUGAUGGGCUGCACGAAGAUUUAAAUCGUGUUAAGCAGAAACCAUAUAUUGAGAUUAAGGAUUCUGAUGGUCGACCCGACGAGGAUGUUGCGGAUGAGUUGUGGAGGUAUCUCAAGGCGAGGAAUGAUUCUGUAAUUGUGGAUAUCUGUCAGGGCCAAUACAAAUCGACGCUGGUUUGCCCUGUUUGUGACAAAAUUUCUAUAACAUUUGAUCCCUUCAUGUAUCUAUCGCUACCUCUUCCUUCAACAGCCACUAGGUUGAUGACAGUAACAGUGUUUUAUGGUGAUGGAAGUGGCCUUCCUAUGGCCUUCACAGUUACUGUUCUGAAGCAAGGAUGCUGUAAAGACCUUAACCAGGCUUUGGGUGUUGCAUGCUGCUUACGUAAUGAUGAAUACUUGCUUCUUGCUGAGGUUUAUGAACAUCGGAUAUAUCGUUACCUGGAAAAUCCAUCAGAACCUUUGGUAACAAUCAAGGAUGAUGAUCAUAUUGUUGCCUACAGGCUCCCCAGAAGGGAGGUGGAUUUAACAAAACUAGAGAUAUGCCAUCGGUAUCAGGAUCACUUCCAUUCCAUCUUCCUAACACCUUUAGUUACUAUCAUGGAGGACCCACUUUCUGGGGCUGGUAUAGAUCUUGCUGUUAAGAGGAUGGUCUCCCCUUUGAGAAGGAAAGCAUUUCUUACAUCUACACCAGGUCACCGUAGUGGAGAAAAUGGCUCUGCUUUUAAUGCAUUGGAUGAAGAGAUGAAGAGCUCUGGUUCCCAUUUGGGACCUGCUAUCCAGUCAACAGAAGAAAUAGAGUUAGAAGGAAUGUCCAGCAGGGAGUUGUCAUUCCAGCUUUGGCCAAUAGUGAAGGAUUCAUCUGUAAGACCUGCUCGUAAGGUAAAAGUCAUGCUGGACUGGACUGAUAAGGAGCAUGAGCUCUAUGAUUCCAGCUAUUUAAAGGAUCUUCCCGAGGUUCAAAAGCAAGAGGCUAUCUCCCUAUUUUCAUGUCUGGAUGCAUUUCUAAAAGAGGAGCCCUUAGGCCUUGAUGAUAUGUGGUAUUGUCCACAAUGCAAGGAACAUAGGCAGGUAAGUAAAAAGUUGGACUUAUGGAGGUUGCCAGAUAUUCUUGUCUUUCACUUGAAGCGGUUCUCAUAUAGCAGAUGGCUGAAAAACAAACUUAUUCAUAAUCUCGAUUUGAGCAAAUAUGUGAAAAGUAGGCAUCUGAAGGAUCACAUGCUUAGUAACCACUAUGGAGGCCUUGGUGGAGGGCACUAUUCUGCUUAUUGCAAGUUAACCGAUGGCAAGUGGUACCAUUUUGACGAUGCUCACGUAUCCCCAGUCAAUGAGUCUGAAAUCAAGACAUCGCUGUUCUACCAACGAGUUAAGCCUACAGGCACAGCCGUCGGUAAAGUGGGUGAACCAUCAGAUGGCCAUAGGACAUGUUGAAGUAUGUGCGGUUUACUUUGAUCGUAUAAUAUGCUAAUGAUGAUGUGGCUGCCAAGCUUAAUGGAGAUCAGAUAUGAUGGUGGCAAUGGCGACGCCGAACAAGUGCUUGCGAUCUUAGAAAGGAUCAUUUUGGUAUUGCCUAUUAUUUGAUUGCUGUAAUUUUUUUUGUAGGGAAGUUCUAUAGAGCAAUGAGGUAUAUUAAAUCCUAGGCGAUGCUACAUUUCUUGGGAUUCCGUCUCAUGCAGUUCUCUGCUCAAUAUACCUACCAACUCUGUUGCGGUUUUAGCUUUAUAAUAUUUUCAUAAUUAGGGAUUAAGAUAUCGUAAUAAGGUUAUGCCCACCACGAUCUUAAGUAUUUAACCAAGACAAUUGUUUAUAAC